Messenger RNA from Fusarium odoratissimum NRRL 54006, 3069 nucleotides. RefSeq names its product ubiquitin-conjugating enzyme E2-18 kDa. The record is from RefSeq and is a predicted model, not a curated record. The transcript has 2 exons. Gene Ontology annotation, cellular component: cytosol; endoplasmic reticulum. Bases 283 to 780 code for a protein of 165 amino acids. NCBI's taxonomy places the organism in Eukaryota, Fungi, Ascomycota, Sordariomycetes, Hypocreales, Nectriaceae.
CUGUCAGAUCCAUGAUUCUUUGACAUCUGCCAAAAACGGCAAAAGACCAUCGACGCCGAAAUAAAAUUGUGGGGUGGUCCGUAUCCCGGGGUCCCCACUAGCCGUCACCUUCCCUCCACCUUGUCCGAAACGUACCUUCCUUCCGCUUCUCUGAGUCUGUUCGAACAACAUCAUUGCAUUUCUCGUCUAGCGUCUACAACGUUGAUUCCUUAGAAUACAUCCUUUCUUUGUUCGUAACUAGCUAGCAUAGGUACUCUCCCCCUAUUGACUACACCCCACAUCAUGACGUCUACCGCCCACCGCCGCCUACUCCAAGAGUAUCGCGCUCUCACCAACAACCCACCAGAAGGCAUCACCGCCGGCCCCAUCUCUGAAGACGAUCUUCUUCACUGGGAAUGCCUUAUUCAAGGUCCUGAGGGUACUCCCUUUGAGGGUGGCGUCUUUCCUGCGGAGCUCAAGUUCCCAAAGGACUAUCCGCUUGCCCCGCCAUCAAUGAAGUUCCUCGCCGAUGUGUGGCACCCCAAUGUGUACCCUAGUGGUCUGGUAUGCAUUUCGAUCCUUCACCCUCCUGGCGACGAUCCCAACCAUUACGAGCACGCAUCCGAACGAUGGUCACCUAUUCAGUCUGUCGAGAAGAUCCUAAUCUCUGUCAUGAGCAUGCUCGCCGAGCCCAACGACGAGUCUCCUGCAAACGUUGAGGCAGCAAAGAUGUGGCGUGAACGGCGCACCGAAUACGAGAAUAAGGUCCGCGAAGGCGUCCGAAAAAUGCUGGGUCUAUAGCAUAUAAAUACUUAGUGGCAAGGAGUAUUGGCGCACAUUUUUGACACGGCGAAGCAUGGCAUAGCAUGGUGUUCGGCAGCGGUAUCGCCGCCUAAAUAGAAUUCAUAUACUCAUCCGACAUCCGUCUCAAGACACGCUUCUAAUUGAACGCUCUACAAACUCCGUCCCUCAUGCUCAUGCAUAGAUCAUAGUCCAUUGUCCGCCUUAAACUUAUCCCAGCUCUCGUUGAGAGUGCUAAACACCAAUCCUGCGAUCAACCUGACCUCGGUACUUGCGUUUUGAGGAAGCUGCGACAUGUUAGAAAGAUUCUUGACAGGGUCAUGUGUGAUACAAUGCUUACCUUGUCAGGAUGUGUCUUUGCGAUAGCUUUCAUAUACGAGAUCUUGACCUUAUUGUUCAUAACUAGUUCGUGCAAGCCCACCUUCUUCCAUCCACUGUUCUCCCACAGUACGCUAUCGAGACUAGCAAGCAGAGCCCGAAUAUUGUCUCGUUUUCCGUCGCGCCAGGCAGAUACCUUGGCAUCAACCUUCUCGGAGAGCACAAACUUCUCGUCGUCCUCCUUGGCUGCAGCCUCAUUUGCCUCACGAAGACGCGUGACGGCCUCGGAGCUCUUUUGAGGUCCAAGACUGGCUGUUGCGGAGGGUCUAGGUCGAGGUUUGGCGGCUGCUGGUUUCGGUGCUGGCUUGGGCUUGGGUGCCAGAGUGUUUUGGCAUCUCUGUCGACCCUUAAUGGCAUUCGAUCCACCAACGCCACUCUCGACACACAACUGCCAGACCGCACUAGCAUCGCCCCAUUUCUCCAUCUGUUCUAGAGCCUCUGCUUUCCUGCUCAAGGCCUUACCGUAAAGGUCUUUCAGGUCUCGGUUUUCGUCUACUCCACUCUCAUUCUUCACAGCCACCACUUCUCCUUGACCAUUGCCAGGUCCGAUAAGCUUGAGUGCACUAUCGGCAUCUUCGACAGCCUGCUUGGGCUCUCCGGUCUUUAGCGCAGUCAAAGCACGGUUGCAGAGGAGGAGGAUGGCAAGAGGAUGUGUCGGUGGAACAGCUGACAGCGAAGACGAGUAGGAUGAGUGGGCAGCAGCAUAGUCACCUCGCUUGAAGUGAGCUGUACCCUGGAGGCGGUGCUGUGUAGAGGUUUGGAGCGCGACGGGGCUGAUGGACGGGAUCUCCCGAGCUGGUCGUGGUGAUGGUCUUGAGACAGGGGGUGAGGGUCGCUUAGCCUGUGGAGUUGGUCGAGGAGAAGGCUGAGCGGGUCGUGAAGGCAUAGACUGGGAUGGUCUAACUUCUUGAGAGUUGAAGAGUAGAUCUGAUUCUGGUUCCGCCGGCUUGGAUGUCGGCGCUGGCGAAGAGGCCUGUGAAGAUGUCUUAUUUCUCCUAUUAGGGCUUCUAUAAGUAGAGAUCUCAUCAUCUGCCGCCAGUCUGUUGAGUCGUGAUUUAGAAUCAAAAGCCGAUGUCGGUGGUUGCGCCUGCUGUUGCCAUCGAGGUGCUGGACUGGCACGACUGCCAGCAGAGUGAGCGGGUGAUUGUCCCCUCGAUGUCUGAGGAGUAGCCCUCUGCUCAGUAGGUCGACUGUUAGUCCGACGAGGCUGGGGACGGCCGCCAGCUUCAAGCAUCAUAGCUUCGUCUGUAGCGUCUGCUCGUGCCUUUCCUGCGCUUUGCGAUCUGGACUGGUGCUGUGCUUCCCGCAUCCACUUAGGUUGGCUUGGGUCGCCUUCUUGUUGGAAAUCAGCGACAGCCUGCUGCAUCUUCUUCUGUCCAGUCUUCCAAAGUGAGUUAGCAGUCUUGAACAGGCUGUUACCCAUUGCAGCAGCUGUCUUUGCCAAGUCCUGAUCGCCUGCUGCAGGCGACCUGCUAUCACCUCUUGGAGGUCGACUUCCGGGCCUACUAGAACUAGCAGACGAGGGUUUCGCCUGCGCCUGUUCCUUGGAUUUUCGAUGCGCCUCGUCCAGAAGCCAAUUGACCGCAGCUUGAGCAUUGUAACCGUCACCGCUCUCAACCAAAGCACGUCGGGCAUCGUCAGCGGAGAACCCAUAGUCCACAAGUUGCGCCACAGCUCGAUCAAAAGGAUCCUUGUUGACUCGUGGUGUUCGUUCAAUAUAUUGCUCACGUGCUGGGGUAGCUUCCUCUUCAGAUGAGCUUGAGUCCUCGUCUUCAAUAGGCUUUCCAGGUUCCGCAUUUGGUCUGCUGGCUUCCUGUUUACGUCGUACUUCCUCAACAGGACGUGCAAGAUCUCCCAAAAAGUCGUCAUCAUCUGCCAAUUGGGUAGAUGCCGCAGGAGCAGCAGCGGGUU